Messenger RNA from Rotaria sordida, 1662 nucleotides. The record is from the annotation of a GenBank genome assembly. Lineage: Eukaryota; Metazoa; Rotifera; Eurotatoria; Philodinida; Philodinidae.
AUGUCCUUAUUACAACCUUGGCAAGAAAAAGCUGCUCAAAAACGAACAUCUCUUUAUGAUUUAAUUCCACAAGAAUGGAGAUUACCUAAAUCAAUUAUAAAUAAUCCUCCAAAGAAUUCAACAAUAGUUCCAUCUCAAUGUGGAAUACUUUCAAAACUUGAUCUUGAAAUUACAGAAAUUGAUAAUAUCGAAGAACUUGCUCAUCGAAUUGCUCAAGGAAAAUAUUCUGCCGUACAAGUAAUCGAAGCUUAUUGUAAACGUGCUGCUAUUGCUCAUCAACUUGUUAAUUGUUUAGCUGAAAUAUUUUUUACUCAAGCUCUUGAACGAGCUCAAUAUCUUGAUGAUUAUUUUAAAUCAACUGGAGGAAAAACAAUAGGACCAUUUCAUGGUAUACCAAUUAGUUUUAAAGAUCAAUUUAAUAUUAAAGGUAUUGAAACAGCAAUGGCUUAUAUUGGAUAUCUAGGAGAUAUUGCCGAACAUAAUUCAAUUCUUGUUGAUAUUGUUCUUUCUCUUGGAGCUGUGCUUUAUGUCAAAACAGCUCUACCACAAACAAUAAUGCUUCCUGAAACUCGAAGUCAUCUUUUAGGUAUAACUUUGAAUCCAUUAAAUCGAGAAUUAAGUUGUGGUGGAAGUUCUGGUGGUGAAGGAAGUUUAAUUGCUAUGAAAGGAAGUAUUUGUGGAUUAGGAACAGAUAUUGGUGGAAGUAUUCGAUUUCCAACAGCAUUAAAUGGUAUAUAUGGAUUAAAACCUUCUGAUGGAAGAAUUCCUUAUGGUCGAGCUAGAAAUUCAUUUGAUGGACAAGAAUCAGUUCCAAGUGUUAUUGGACCUAUGACAAGAUCUCUUUCAAAUAUUCGUUUAUUUUUUAAAUCAAUACUUGAAACAAAACCAUGGUUAAUCGAUCCUCAAGUUCAUAAUAUUCCAUGGAGAGAAGAUUUAUUUCAAGAAGGACAAAUGAAUAAAUUAUCUUUUGGAGUUAUUCAAUUUGAUCAAAAAGUUCAUCUUUCACCACCUGUUCAACGAGCAAUUAAUAUGUCUAUUAAUGCUCUUGAAAAAGCGGGUCAUCAAGUGAUUCAAUGGGAUACAAUAGAUCAUCCAGAGGGAAUCGAUAUUUUGGUGAAAAUGUAUCAAGCUGAUGGUGGAAAAGAUGUUCAAAAAGCUCUUGAUCUAAGUGGAGAAUCAAUUGUUCCUGGUGCUUUUGUUGGAAAACCAGAAACUGAAAUAAGUGUUUAUGAAUAUUGGCAACUUAAUGUAGCUCGUAGAGAUUAUGCAAUGAAAUAUCUUGAAAAAUGGAAUAAAACUAAAGAAAUAACUUCAACAGGUCGACCUAUUGAUGGAAUUAUUUCACCUAUUUGUGGAUUACCUGCUUAUCCUCAUGAAUAUCAAAUUAGUAUUGAAUAUACUGGUAUUGUUAAUUUACUUCAAUUAACAUCUGUUAUACUUCCUAUUACUCGAGUUGAUUUGCAAUUAGAUCAAAUAACUGAUGAAUAUCGUAAUAUGAAAAUUGCAAGUGAUUUAGAUAAAAUGGCUAAAGAAACAUAUAAAGGACCUGAAGUUUUUGAAAAUUGUAUUGUAGGUUUACAAAUUAUUUGUCGAAGAUUAGAAGAAGAAAAGGCAAUUGGUAUGGCAAUGGUUUUAGAAAAAGCACUUGAAUUAUAUCAAUAA